Molecule: messenger RNA, 9534 nt
Organism: Metarhizium robertsii ARSEF 23
Lineage: Eukaryota; Fungi; Ascomycota; Sordariomycetes; Hypocreales; Clavicipitaceae
Exons: 5
Coding region: 1-9534 (3177 amino acids)
Source: RefSeq, a predicted model, not a curated record
AUGGAUGACCUUGAUCCCCCCAACGGAAGCACAACUCUUGGAUACAUGGUAAAUCAUGUGUUCCUACCACUUGGGCUUCCCAGUAGGCCAGACAAAGAGUCAUGCGAUAGCCACCUCCUUGGCUUGUUUCUAUCGUCAACAGAAGACUUUGUUUCGCUCUGUAAUAACAGCGAGCGAAGCAGGGUAAAUCAGCUAGUAACUGCUCUUCAAAUCCUUCAGAGCAUUCGAAAAGAAGAUGGAAGUCUGCAUAGCGACAAACUUCGCACAGCAUCACAGCAAGUCAUAGGUCAAGAGACAUCGUAUCUACCUGUUUAUGUUCAAGCUCAAAAUGCUGGGAUCCUGCUACAUGGACGAGGAGGGAACGCGAUUUUCGAUCUUUGGGGGCUUACUCCGGACAAUGAGACAAUCGUCGAAGCGUCCGGCCGCAUUGUCCGACACUUUCCUGAAUGUUCUGCCUCUAUUCCGACUGACCAUAUAAACACUUGUGACUUUUUUGACUUCAUCUCAUCAACCAUUUCACGGAUGAGUUGGGAAGGUAUAACAACCACCAAGGGCCAUGGGUUUCCAGAAGUUGCUGCCGCCAGCGAGGACGUCCCUUCCCCAACAAAUAUAACCGAGCUGCUAUAUAUCGAGUUAGUGAAUAAGGGGAUACAAUCAGAGCAUCGCAGAAUUUGUAAGCACACUAGAGAAGAGGUAAUAGGCACAAAUGGUUCCAACCAGUGUUGGAGACGCUCACCCUUUUGGCUUUUCCUGCGCGUCACUUCUCAGUUAAUCUUGAGCCGGCAAGAUGGAAAGUCCAUCCUAUACAAAAAGUUCUUACUAUUCUUCAUGUCUCAAGUUUUAGAGAAAGCUUGCGAAGGAGAGUUACAAAGUGAAACUAUUCACUGUAUCUACUCCAAAGUUUGCAGACGCAAGCGAAAACUCGAGCUUACUGAAGAUGAGAAGUGGAUGGAAGCAGUCACGGCCGUUUUGAACAAUGCAAACGAAGUACUGAGUCAAAAUUGGCAGAAAAUCAUCAAGAGACAUCAAAUCUCUCUGGAAAUUUCGCCAUUUAACCCGUCAGCAAUCGAAGCAGAUACACUUUUCGAGAUCCCCAACUUAAAUCUAUUUGUCAAGAGCAUUGCUCACCGCCAAAGUUCAGCGACAAGCGGCUCAUAUCACCCAGUGUCGCAGCUGCGAUUACCAGAUAAAAACACUUUUGCGUCGCUUGCGCUUGCGGAAGAAGCAAAGGAGUAUACCAUCUUCUAUCUAUUCGCAUUUGAGUAUUGGAUAGAUAAGCACCUGGAUACUUGGCUCAACGAACAUGGUACAGAGGGAGACGCCUGCAACACAAUCAAAAAUAGAGCGUUUCAGUACUUCAAAAUUGCAAAAAGAGCCUAUGUUAAUAAUCCAAAAGAAAAUUCAGCCAUGUUGCUUAGGAUUCUUGUGCUCUGGGUGGCUUGCGAUAAAUUAGCGGCAGCGGAUACACCGGAAUUAAAACGCUACAAGCCUCCGGUUCCUGAUAACAUAUGGUCCUCACUUUUGCUGAACUCCAACACAGAUGUUGGGCAGUUAAAAACUGCAGAAUGCUAUCUAAAAGAUCGACAGGAACAUUCUCAAUAUGAGACUUUUGUAUUCGAUGGCCUUGGCGGAAACCAGUCGUUUGCGGUGAAAGCCUUUGAGAACGAUCCAAAUUGCAAGAAACUACUUAAAACUCUCAUAAAAUACGAUAAGGAUAAAGAAAGUGAGAAGAUUGAAGAGCUUGAGCAACAGAUUGAGGAUUACAGCCGACUAAUGCAAGAGUAUCAUGAUGGUCAUUGCGACGCUGGUUGUGAGGGAGCGACUGACGACCCUUGCGCCAGAUGCCAAAGCAAAAGACAGGCACUGGAAAUGAAGAUCGAUACAUAUGAAAAAAUAUUACCGAAAGAAGAAUCAGAGAAGAAGAACUUGGUAUUUGAACUCCUAGCAUCACAGUCAUUUUCUGCUUGGAGGGAUUUCACCGUAUUUUUCCUCACGGAUGUUCUAGCCAAAAGGGCUGACACUACCAAUAACGCAACCAAUAAGAGGCUUCUGCUAUCCAACUACUUUUAUAAUCUGCGACACACUCCUGGAAUUAAAAAAUGGCUUUCGAAGUAUCAACAAACCGCGGACGACUCCCGAGUCGUGCUGUCAAGUGCAUCAGAGCCCAAAAUGACGACAAUAAAAAUACGUCCAGAUCUAACAAAAGACAAUAUUCUUAUAAAUCACAGGCAUAAUUGGGAAUAUUUCGAUAUAUCUACGGGUUCAGUCAUUGCCGAAUUCCCACCUCCAACUCUCGUUAAGCGUUGCACUGUUCAGCUGCCCUACUCAGUUGCAUCCCUGCAACGUUUUGUUACUCCAUCCACGCAGCAAAGCCAAGCACAAUUGGCCAACUCCGUCAUAAGUGACUUGCAAGAAUGCCCUGCCCAUAUCUCGCAGGAGGAGUUUAGAUCGCUUGCUCUAGCUCCCCUAGGUCACCAUACAAGGUGGACUAACAUCUUACGACAGUUGGCCAGCCCCACGAUCGACUUCAAGCGACAGGAGACGGCUCUUAUAUUUCUACAAAUUUCUACUCAGGUAGGUCCUUUAUCAGGCCUGUUGCUUGGCGAGGCCCAUCAAUCCCUAGAGGACCCCGUAUUUGUUCAAAAGCUCGUGACCUUGAUUCAACAGGAGUUGGACAGAAUUAAGAACAAUUGGGAAGCAACUAUAAUACUGUGGACUCUUGUUUUACUUCUCACGAGAAUUGUAUCAAACUUUCAUGGUGAUGCAGUUGAAUCAAGUUGGAUUUGCUUAUCGAAUUGUCGCCAUGUUGCAAAACAAUGGAUGACGCAGCUACGAAACACUGGUUAUGUCCAAGUUGAAAACUCCGAAAAGGAGAGCUUCAUCCAGAAAGCAGCGGAGGUCGCUUUAAUUUGUGUCGCAACGUUUGACGUUGGAGAAGAAUGCCUUCUUGAAUUGCUGAGCGCCGAGGAGAAUGUUGCCAUCUUUAUAGAAUGCUCCAUCAUGAUCAGGGAAAACAUCCACACGGUCGAUCCCGAGGACCAACUACACGCUAUUUGGUUCCUUACUUGGAAACGCAUUACUUAUACAGGACUUGAUGCUCUCCUGAACACAAUAACUACAACCAAGUGCCUCGAUAUAGCGAUUGGCCAUUGCCGGAACACAGGGACGUUACGUGAUCCACAACCGUGGCUGGUAACAGAAUUCCAUUGGGUAUUUACGAAGAGGCGAAUUCCUGGUUCGACAGAGCAUAGAAGGGAUUACUUCAAUGUCCUGACUGCUGAGUUUCUAGUGAAUGGGUUACCAUCGGGCAAACUUCCCCGGGACAUCGAGGAACAUGAAGCAUACUCUACAUUUUUCGGCCAUGCACGACUUGACGUCAAUGAGUGUAGUGAAAAAGGCAUGCAGUAUCAAACUGUACACAAAAUACAUGGCCAUGACGUUUCCUUGGGUCUAUUAGCGACACCAGAGUCUUUCCAAGAAGGCCUAGGAUCCGAAGAGAAUCAUGACUUCAUCAUUGCUGCUACAGCAGAUGGUGGCUGUCAAUAUGACCUCGUUCCUGGACGGCUGUUCCAUAAAGUGCUACCCAACGAAUUUUUUGAGAAGCACGUCCAUUGGCUUUUCAGAAAAGGUAAAAAUGUUGUCAUUGAGUUUCGCCCAAAACACUUACCGUGGCAACACCAAGACACGAAUUGGGUGCUGCAUAAAGAGGGCGACUAUUGGCAGCUGGCUGAACCAAGUGGUGGUCUUCUGGUUGAUACGGCUCGUGAAGCGUCGAAACAAGUUACGGACGCUUUUGCCUCUCUAGCGGAGCCAGAGGAUCUACACAUCGUCUAUUUUCCUCGCACUAAACACCUGGAAGUCCAUCUACCCAGGCUUCAACUAGAGUUCUACAUAGAAGAGAAAUCUUCGCGUAUCCUCUCCCGGCAGUACCAAGGCAUGUGGAUUGACUCUUGUCAAGAUAUUGACACUCUCAUUGGCUUGCACCAAAAGCUAGUCUUACGUGAUGAAAGAUCCCACAGGCUUUUGCUUAUUCCCGACGGUGAACUUAAUCUCGCCACUCCAGAGAUGAAUGAUACCCAUGUAUUCGUUACUAUUGAUAUGCCAAGUCGUGGCAAAGUAUACGCUUACGAAUUGGACACCUACCUGGGGAAACUUUGCGGGAGAGAUUUUGAGAGCAUACUUCGUCUAGCACUUCUUCAUGGAUACACUUCUGGUUGUGUGCCAGACCCUUUCACCGGAUACACAGGCACCGAGCGAGCUUUACAAAUAGUCCGCUCCGCAGAAAUUAAUUCUCCCAGAGCUGUAUCCCCAGGUAUAUUUAAACUACUACAAAAAAUAGGCAAACUCAGCGAGCAGUGGAAAAUAUCAACCCCGAAGAAUGGACUAAAACGCCAGUACAUCGUCCGGGUAAACGGUCUCAGUCCACUCGCACACCACCCAGAUUUCGCAGAACUUUUCAAACAAAUAGUGAACAGGUGUUCGAGAUACCGUAUUUUCGAGCCGACAAUUUCUAUCAACAAAGCCUAUCCUGAGGUGGAUGGUGAUAAGCAAAACAAGCUGUGCAUACGAGCUCGGCUUCGAUCCUCAGUGUUCUACUCUCAAGCCACUGGUAUUCAGAAAGAGAUAAUAUCAGCUGAUAUAAAAUCACAUCCUUUUCCGGGACGAACUACGCGAUUCACAAACCUUUUUAAAGUCUCUGAUGCGAUGAAGAAGAGUCGGCGCGGAAAUUACUCGAACUCAUUUGAGAAUAUUAAACAGAUAACUUUUUUGGCUGUAAUAAGAAAAACCUUAAAAGAGUCAUCGACAAUGCUCACCAGUGGCCCAUGCGAAGACGGCGAGUCAAUCCAGCUAGAGUAUCACGCCGGCCUGCUGGAUAAGCCGGGGAAGUUCUUUCCUAAAACUUGGUUCUCGGUAUGCACUGAGCUGAUUCAUAAUCGAAGAGAAAUCAACAAGCAUAAAGCUAGCUUUUAUAUUGCUACUCUAGCGUUCUCGCCGCAUGUUGUUUUGGAGUUGGUUCAUAUUCUCACCGGCGCUUUAUACUUGCCAGUUGACGCAACACCACCUAUUCCUCAAGCUAAGAAUUUUGAUCUGAGCAGAGGAAACCGGCCGAAAACCUCUGAUUUAAAAAACGCAGUUAAUGCAGCGAGGAUUUCUUCACAAGCAGGAAAGAGCUUUCGAGACACUAUGCGAAAUAAAAAAACAGGGAAGGGGCAGGGAAAUAACAGCGCACAAGACAGCCCGAACAAGACGAGAGCAGAGUAUACGAAAGAAAAUACGAAACUUGCGGAAGCUUUUAUGGAACAAUGGGGCAGGAUGGAGGUUCAGUGGCCAAAAAAUCAUGAUGACCUGCAAAGGUAUUACAACAAAAACAAGGUUAUAUCCAACGUCGAGACCAUCUUCCGGCAGGCAUCCGAUAAUGCAAAAGUUGACGAACACUUCAAAAAUUGGCACGGACUUAUAUAUUCCAAGUCUCAAAAGUAUAAAAUAGAUCUAGAUGAAUCACGAAGCGAGAAAACCCCCCAACGGACAACACACCGCGUUGACCAUCGUUAUGUCUUCCAGGUUCACACACCACCCGCAAUACCAAGCAACAGUGAUAGUUUUCUGCCUUUGAAGACAUCGGGUUCCGUUCUACCAAGCUCUCAGGUCUUCUCUCUCGUACAAAGGUUACAGAAAAGCGCCUCAACUCCAUAUGAAGUCGCCUAUUCUAGAAGCCUAGACGAAAGCAGACGAGCUUUAGAAAGAGCCAAAGGAGAGCUGCUCUUGCAGGCAUCCUGGCAAGAGUUUCAGCCACAGAUACUUCGUCGCCGAAAUGAAGCGAAGAAAGAAUUUGAGGAUCAUUUACUUGGUAUCAAAAAAGCACUUCUUCGCGGUUCACUGCCGCAAAACAGCUUGACGGAACUCAACACUGCGGCAAUACAACCCAACCUACCCCGAGUCUGCACUCAUUUCCUUGUUGAACAACUUGCGUCAAAUGAGCAGUUGCCGUUGCAAUGGAAACGAGAGCUUGCAAUAUUUGCUACUCGCCUAUCAAAAUGGCAGAAUUGGGAUCGACUGCUUCUUCUCCCAGGGACUGCGCAUAAAGAUGCUCUAAAACAAUUGCAUGGGCUUAAGCCUAGGACUUGGGACCCCAUGAUGCACCCUGAAUGGUUAGUAUUUGAAGUCGAAAAUAACCUUAGCAUUCGCGAUAUUCAGAUUGAGUUUGCCAACGCCAUGAUGAAUCCCCCGGAUCGCCAGAAUUCUAUUAUGCAACUUAAUAUGGGAGAAGGCAAGUCUUCUGUCAUUGUGCCUAUAAUAGCAACGUCGCUCUGCAGGAAGGGAAAUCUCGUUCGCCUUAUUGUGACCAGGUCACAAUUUGCCCAAAUGUCCCAAAUUAUGACGGCGCGACUUGGUGGCCUAUUAGGACGACGUAUCUAUCAUCUUCCCAUUUCUCGGAACAUGACUCUCACAGAGGCAUCUGUGGGCAAGCUCCACAAAAUUAUACAGGAUUGCGUGGAAAGCAAAGGCAUUCUCAUUGUUCAACCGGAGCAAAUUUUGUCUUUAGACCUCAUGAUAUCUGACUAUUCAAGCAAGUGUUCCGAGAAAGCGAGAGAAGUCCUUUAUGACAUUAAACAUUUACUGGAUGAUAGUUGCCGAGACAUUGUUGACGAAAGCGAUGAUGUGUUUUCGCCCAGAUAUGAGUUGGUUUACCCUCUAGGUAAAGAGCAGCCAAUUGAUUUCGCGAGGGAGCGCUGUUCUAUCAUUUCACAGAUUCUAACCAUCGCUUGCAACAAAGCGGAGGCAAUCUUGGAAGAGAUGCCUGGUGGGCUAGUGAUUUCGCCCAUGGGGCCUGGGAGAUAUCCCAAACUAUCUCUAGUCACUCGGGAGGCCUCGGAGCUCCUAGAGAGAAGAAUCGCAGAGGAAAUUUGUCUCACCGGUUUGAUCGGCUUUUCUAUAUCUCAAACGAGCUCAUUCUCAACUUAUAAAGAAAAAAUUCUCGAAUUUUGGACAAAUAGAGCUCUCAAAGAAACAACUAGGGAGUUUAUUGAGAAGGACUUAUGCUGGGCACCUCAGAUGACGAGUUUCUUAUUCCUUAUUCGAGGUUUAAUUGCUUGUGGAGUGUUGUCUGCGGCCUUACGAGAUCGGUUUCGUGUAAACUAUGGUCUUGAUAAGGCCAGAAUGCCCAAAACAGAUCUCGCAGUGCCUUACAGAGCAAAAGAUACGCCCAGCGUAGGUUCCGAAUACAGCCAACCGGACACCGUUAUUACUAAGACAUAUCUUGCUUAUUACUACGACGGACUAAAUGACAGGGACCUGACAGAAACACUCAUGCACCUCCUUCAAUCUGACCGGUCGCAUAUCGAAUACCAAGAGUGGGUGAAGGCGGCUCCAGAUCUACCCAAGGCCUGGCAUGAUGUAAAAGGAAUCAAUCUGGAAGACACUCAGCUAUGCAAGCGAGACCUAUUCCCUCAUUUAAGGUCUCUAAGGGUUUGCAUUGACUACUACCUGUCGUACAUUGUGUUUCCGAAGCAAUUAAGAGAAUACUCGGAAAAGAUUUCAGCAUCAGGUUGGGACAUUGGGCGCUUUAAGGAGCUGGUCACGACUGGAUUUAGCGGCACACACGAUUUGAAACCACUUUUGCCGCUGACAAUGAGACAACAGGACUUGAUAAGUCAGGCUCAUACCGAUGCUUUGGUUUUAGAGAAAAUGCUGGGAUUGCAUAAUCACACGCACCUUCUUGACCCUCCAAACAGUACUAGAAUCUCCGAGGAUUUCUUGCAAAAGAUUGCGACCCAGGAGCCAGAUAUUAGAGUCAUCAUUGACGUUGGUGCCUACCUUAUUGAUCUCACAAAUGAGCAGGUGGCGAGGACUUGGCUGGGUAUCUUACAUGGACGAAACGUGAUGAUAGAUGCUGCAAUCUACUGCGACGAUAAUGGUGAUUUAACUGUGUUGGAUAGACACGGAAAGACCGAAAGUUUGCAACUAUCGCCAUUCGCCAGGCAGAUGGAAAGGUGCGUCGUCUUCUUAGAUGAAGCUCACUCACGAGGAACAGACUUAAAGCUGCCAUCAACAUGUAAGGCGGCUGUCACUCUUGGAAGGAACUUAACUAAGGACAAGCUAGCUCAAGCCUGUAUGCGAAUGCGACUUCUUGGAGAUGGGCAGUCCGUUAUAUAUUGCGUGCCGAAUGAUAUUCAGUCUCAGAUCAAAGCAUCGGCAAACCGGAGCACUAAACAGCCUCUGUCUAUUGAAGACAUUAUCUACUGGUCUAUUCAGCAGACUGCAAUAGAAACUGGCCAACUCCUGCCCAUUUGGGCGAAACAAGGACGCCGAUACGUACAGCAGUCCAAAACAUGGGCCCAAAUUCGCGAGUCCCCAGACAUGUCUCUAAGAAGAGCAUCAGCAAAUACCUUCAAAGAAACCGGCAUUCGCACUAUAAAAAGCUUAUACCAGCCGCAAAAUAGCUUCAAUAUUCCCACGGACGACGAGAAUGAGAUGGCCGUUCUGAUCCACGAACGGCUCAAAGAGUUUCAAUACCUGGGUGCAGUUGACAACGGGUGUUCAGAAGAGAGAGAACAACAGCGUGAAACAGAACAGGAGCAAGAGCACGAAGUUGAAGCCCAAGUUACGGAACAACGCCAUUUGCAUCGCUCCAGAAUAUGCUCAGUAGCUACACACGAAGUACACGCAGACGUUGAAGCAUUUGUGAAGUUUGGGACGCUCAGAGAUCACGGAGUUGGAAUUAUUGGAGCCUUCACAAGUCUAUCUGACACAACAGCUGCUUUGCAAUUUGACCUAAGAAACUUUCCCUCACAACUUAAAGUCUCUAAAGACUUUGCAAAUGUUGUCAGAGAAACCGCGGGGACCAGCCAAGAGCGCUGCGACUUGUUCAAAAGACCUAUACAUCACAUUCUUACCACUGCCGGUGAAAGAGGGAUGAUCACAAAUAUGCUCAUCAUUAGCCCAUAUGAAGCCGAAUCAUUGUACAAAAUGAUAGAAAAGUCAAAAACAACCAAACUGCACAUCUACGCGGCUCGACAAAACAGCUCGUAUAUGCCUGUUGACGACUUGGACCUUUAUACAAUCCCUACUUCUCCGAUCAAGCGCCGGGUUCCUCUACACCUGAAAAUAGAACUCAAUCUCUUCGCCGGUCAGCUCUACUUUGCCUCCUUCAAGGAGUACACUGAUGUGUGCACCUACCUCGGCAUUGCAUGGAAUGAUACAUUCACCAACACGGACUCUGACGGGUUCAUUAUCAGAGGCAAAGGCGGUGAUGAGGUACCCGAUUGCCUCAAUUUGGCUACAAGUCCGAUCCCGUUCCUAAAGUCGUUCAUUACAAACGUCCGGCACUAUGGUAAUAAUAUCUCAAAGACGCAUGUGGGAAAGAUGCUCAACGGCGAGUUCCUGACGGAGAGUGACUUUCCCAAGCGAGAAAAGAGAAAGCGAAAUGGAGAAGCUGAGAAAGAUGGCCUCCGGUCAGUGAAGCGAGAGAAGGUGAAUGAGGAUCAGGGGAGCAUGUUCGUGAAGCAGGAAGAGGAUGUGGAAAUGGACGGUUGA